Messenger RNA from Scylla paramamosain (green mud crab), 3578 nucleotides. Its product is annotated as discoidin domain-containing receptor 2-like. Lineage: Eukaryota; Metazoa; Arthropoda; Malacostraca; Decapoda; Portunidae. The transcript has 19 exons. Gene Ontology annotation, biological process: positive regulation of phosphatidylinositol 3-kinase/protein kinase B signal transduction; multicellular organism development; cell surface receptor protein tyrosine kinase signaling pathway. Gene Ontology annotation, cellular component: plasma membrane; signaling receptor complex. Bases 48 to 2858 code for a protein of 936 amino acids. Gene Ontology annotation, molecular function: protein tyrosine kinase collagen receptor activity; ATP binding; collagen binding. The record is from RefSeq and is a predicted model, not a curated record.
ACCGCCUCCUCUCUCCUCCCACAGAGUUCUGCAAGGAGCCCCUCGGUAUGCAGUCAGGCAGGAUCAACGACACACAGAUCUCUGCUUCCUCCUCCUACGACAUCUCCAGGACGGGGCCUCCCUCUGCCAGACUAAACAAGGAGGUGCAGGGGGGCGCCUGGUGUCCUCGCGCGAUGGUGGGCGGCAAACGCUCGAAGCAGUUUCUCGAGAUCGACCUGAAGAAGACUCACGUGAUCUCGGCCACGGAGAGUCAGGGUCGCUUCGGGAACGGCGAGGGGAAGGAGUACGCGGAGAGCUACACGCUGGAAUACUGGCGGCCCGGCAUCAACUCCUGGUACACCUACAAGCGAUGGGAUGGGGACAAGAUCCUGGAGGGCAACGUGAACACCUACACAGCGGUAAGGACGGAGCUAGUGCCGCCCAUCCUCGCCUCCAAGAUCCGCUUUGUGCCCUACUCACCUCUGCCUCGCACCGUCUGUAUGAGAGUGGAAGUCAUCGGGUGUCCCUACAAAGAUGGCCUCGUCUCCUACACCAUGCCGCAGGGGAUCAGCCGGGGCGUCGAGGUGGAUCUUCUUGACCUCAGCUACGACGGCACGACCACCGAGGGGCUGCUCAUAGGUGGCCUCGGUCAGCUGCACGACGGCAUUGUUGGCGACCACAACUUUCGCUCCGACAUCGGCCACGGAAAAGGUUAUGAGUGGGUGGGCUGGAAGAACGAGUCACAUCAGCCCCUGGAGAUGGUGUGUGAGUUCGAUGCGGUGAGAAACUUUACCUCGCUUGUCAUCUUCGCCAACAACAUGCAUACUAAGGACGUGGAGGUGUUCUCGCGGGCCAAGGUGUUCUUCAGCGUGGGCGGGCGGUACUUCAGCUCCGUGCCGGUGAAGUACCAGUACAUGCCGGACGAGGUGUCGGAGUACGCCCGCAAUGUGACCAUCAACCUCCACCACCGCGUUGCUAAGUACGUGAAGAUCCAGUUGUUCUUCCAAGCCCGCUGGAUCCUUCUCUCCGAGCUGUUCUUUAUCUCUGCACCAGCUCGGGGGAACUUCUCGGUGGAAACAGGCCCUGAUGACCCUCCGCCCCACGCCGAGGCGCCGCCCCACCACGACUCCUCCUCGGGCUACAUGCUGGACGGCACGGCGCACGAGGACACCAGACGCAACAUGGUGCUGGCGGACGUGUCGGAGGAUCCACGCGGACAGGAAUACGUGGCGCUCGUGAUCGGGGUCCUUGUGGCCGUCAUCAUCCUGCUGGUGUCCGCCAUCCUGCUGAUCGUGUGGCGCUCCAGGAGGCAGAAGGAGGGCACCAUUACGCACGACAUCUACACAGGACCCUUUGGCGAGAAGCGGGACAUCGUGAACCUGAAGGAAGUGCAAAAGUUCCUGACGGCCCCUGCGGCGCUGCGCCCUUCCUCCCUCUGCUCCUCCCCGCGCCUCGGCACUCACAGGACCAAUGGCUACCGGCUCAACACCACUCUGCCAAUACACCCGUCACAGCUGGGCGUGGAGGGCGGCAGUGGAGGCGUAGGUGGAGGUGGCGGCGGAGGAGAACUGGACAAGAACGGUCUCUACUCUGAACCGUUCCACAUCACGUACAGUUCCAUGGGCGCCUAUUCCACUCUGGGCCGCAAGCUGGUGCACGCUAAUCCACUCUCCAGCCCGGAUUACACAGAAUGUCCCUCAACGGAGUACGCCAUCCCUCACCUGACAGCGGACGGGACCUCUACGGGCGUGUAUCCCCCGCCCUUGCCUCACUCCAAGCCGCCCAUGCACUCCCUCAACACUUUCCUGGGCAAGACCGCCACGCUCGGCCCCCAAUGCGCAGCAGCCUCAGGAGAGCUUCUACGCCGCCACAGAGAUCAUCCAGCGAUCCGAGUUCGAGUCUCGGGCGGGACGGGAAGUAGUGCGGGCAGCAAGCAGGGACAGCAGGGACCAGGGGGCGCCGCACCCUUGGAGGAGGUGAGGGCCAAGGAGAUCCCCCGCUUGGCCAUCACCCUCCUGCAGCAGAUCGGAGAGGGCCAGUUUGGGGAGGUGAGUGGAGUUCAUUUAGGCGAAGUUCAGGACGAGGACGGGGAGAAGCAGAUGGUGGUGGUCAAGACACUUCGACUGGAGGCUUCCCACUCCGUCAGGUGUGACUUCGAGCGUGAGGUGGAAAUCCUGGCGGGGUUGCGGGACCCCAACAUCGUGCAGGUGGUGGGCGUGUGCUCGCGGGAGGAGCCCCUGUGCAUGCUGGUGGAGUACCUGGAGCACGGGGACCUCAACCAGUACCUGCAGGCCCACAUUGCCGAGACUGCCUCCCCCAGGAACACUCACGCACAGACGCUGAGUUACGGAUGCCUUAUCUACAUGGCCACCCAGAUCGCAUCAGGCAUGAAGUACCUCGAGUCCCUCAACUUCGUGCACAGAGACCUUGCCACCAGGAAUUGUCUGGUGGGGGCGGGACACGUCAUCAAGAUCUCGGAUUUCGGCAUGAGCAGGAACCUCUAUUCCAAUGACUACUACAGGAUCGAGGGCAAGGCGCUACUGCCGAUACGCUGGAUGGCUUGGGAGUCUAUUCUGCUGGGUAAGUUCACGACGAAGAGUGACGUGUGGUCGUUCGCCGUCACUCUGUGGGAGAUCCUGACCAUGGCGCGUGAGCAACCCUACGAGGAACUAACAGACGAACAAGUCAUCGAGAAUGUCUCCUUUAUCUACCACAACGAGACCAGGAAGGUACUGCUGCCACAGCCUACCAAUUGCCCCAAAGAGAUCUACGAUCUGAUGCGGGAGUGUUGGAAACGCUCCGACGCAGACCGACCCACCUUCAGAGAAAUUCACAUGUUCCUGCAGCGCAAGAAUUUGGGGUACUCGCCUGUUACCUGAGACCUGCUGGAAAACCUCCGUGGGAGCUGCAUGCCGUCUCCCCGGAGGUCUAUCGCCAGCCUGGGGUGGGACAUGUGUUUGCAGCCACGGCGAGAGUGCGUUGCGCCGCUUAGUGGGACCCAACACGCUCUUUCUGAAGGGGACAUGAACCAGCUGGAGGAUGGACAGUUGCUGCCUCCCAUCAGGAGGGGCUACGCCACCUUCGAGCGGGACCUUCGUCAGUACAGCCGCAACCUCCUUUACCGCUCCUACGACAGCCGGCAGCUGCGGCAGUGACGGCCGGCGCCAGGCGGCUUCCACAGCAGUGACCUUGACACCGCAGGAUAUGUCUGACCUAAGUGGACUAUCGAGGUGUGACUAUUGAGAAUUAGUCUAAUUAUCUGGAGACAGUGACGGUGGAAGAAUGUGGAUGUUGUGUUUGUAAGGUUAAAAGAUUGAUAGAUUAUUUAUUAACGGUGGACAGCGGCGCGCCCAGAUAGUGGCGGCGCCGCGGCCCAAUCAGCCAGUCGGCGUCUUAUCUAGUCGAGUUACUAAGUUGUUAAGCGACGCCGUGCUGUGUACAUAGUAGGAGGAAGGGAGACUCUUGUGGUGACAGUGAAGAUACUUGCGAUUUGAUGCUUCAUUUAUACAUUAUGCUUCAGAUAUCUGUAAAUAUAUAAUAUACAUGUAUGUAUGUAUGUAUGUAUGUAUGUUUGUAUAAAAAUUUAUUACAUGUACAUA